Messenger RNA from Toxorhynchites rutilus septentrionalis, 1080 nucleotides. RefSeq names its product protein YIPF1. The transcript has 4 exons. Bases 136 to 1011 code for a protein of 291 amino acids. Gene Ontology annotation, cellular component: Golgi apparatus; membrane. The record is from RefSeq and is a predicted model, not a curated record. Gene Ontology annotation, molecular function: small GTPase binding. Lineage: Eukaryota; Metazoa; Arthropoda; Insecta; Diptera; Culicidae. Gene Ontology annotation, biological process: vesicle-mediated transport.
ACCUAGUGACAAAAAAGCUCAACCUUCCAUAAUAUGAACAUCUUGACAUAAACAUUGAUUCGCAUCAGUUUUUGCACAAAACAAAUCAGAAAAGUUGUAAAUUCAUUUAACUUUUGUGGUCCGAAAUAUCCAACAAUGGAACCAUCCGUAGAUGAUUUGCUUUCCUUCAAGGAGUUCCCACUGAUCCAGGAAGGUAAUUCUAACAGCGCACAGCUUAAUAUAGAUUCGCCGAAAAAAGUAUCGCCAAGUCGUGAAUCAGAUUCCACUGAAGAAGCGACACCAGCGAAGAGCUCGUCAUUCCUCAGCUUCGAGUAUUAUCAGCGAUUCUUCGAUGUCGACACAAUGACCGUGGUGGAUCGAAUAGCCACGUCAAUCAUCCCAAAAAGAGCACCUUCGGACUAUUUGAAACUGAACAUCGGGACCAGCCCCGAUCUGUACGGUCCGGUUUGGAUUGUUAUCACAUUGAUAUUCACCAUUGCUAUCUCGGGUAAUAUGGCAAGUUACCUUCAGAAUGCCGGUAACCACCAUUGGCGAUACAAUUUUCAUCUAGUCUCCGUUUCGGCUACGGUUAUUAUCCUGUACACCAGUUUGGUGCCGCUUUCGCUUUGGGCACUGCUUAAAUGGAGCGUCCGCUCUUUUGAUCUCGAUGUCGAGGAGUCUCCGCACACUCCCAGCUUGCUCUCGCUCAUCUGUGUGUAUGGUUACUCGCUGGCCAUCUACAUUCCCGUUUCGAUUUUGUGGACAGUUCAGGUUUCCCUGUUCCAAUGGCUAAUGGUGGCAACCGGAACCUUUCUCUCAGGGUUUGCCUUGCUGUGGAUCCUGAUGCCUGCUAUCAAAACUUCAAAGUACCACAUCUUUAUUACACCGUCCAUCGGAAUAGCUCACUUCCUCUUGGCCACUGGUUUCAUGCUGUACUUUUUCCACUCACCGGAUUCCUCGGGAACGGUGGUUAGAAUGGAACAGCUUAAGACAACCGUUGGAACUAUCAUAAACAAAAAUGCUACUAACUGAAUGCAAUGCAUUUUCCGAAUAUGUGACACUGUUACACGAAUAAAGAAUAGCCUGAAAAUAAUUUUAAAA